UCUCCCCCCCACUCCACUCCUCGCAGCACAGAACCAAACUGAUUGCAGAACCUCAGUGCGCACCUCCCUCUCUGUGGAUAUUUUCCUGAUCUUUUCCACCCACACUGACAGAAGGAGAACCGUGGGAAUCUCCACCAACUCACCAGAUAAGAAGAAAAAAACUCCAUCGCAGCCGCUGCUGAAGCCGGCCGAGUGUGAAGGACAGGAGCCGUCAGCCAGAGGUACAGAGACGAGCGGGUUCCGCUAGUCCACAUCCAUCAACACAUGAGACCAUGAGCGCCCCCCUGGAGCGGGCCGUGGCCCAGAAGAAGGAGGCCAUCGAGGCGGCCAUGGAGAUGUUUGAGCGCGGCGCCGAGGUGCUGGCGAGCGCGGUGGGCGAGCUCCUCCCCCUGUGCACGGCCGCCGCCCCCGUGCUGCGCCUGGCGCUCCACAACGUCCAGAGCAAGGAGAUCUUCUACGUCAAGGAGCAGUUCCUCACCGUGCGCAACCGGCUGGACGUGCUCUCGGGCCAGCUGGACGACAUCGACGGGGAGCUGCGGAAGAGCCGGCUGGACACGGACUACUUCGGCGUGGAGGAGAACGUCAGGAACCAGUUCAGGAAGUACAUGGACAUCCUGGAGGCCAAGCCGGAGUUCCACGCGGUGAAGACCCGGCUGUUCCGGGAGCACUUCGCCCGGACCGGAGGGGAGAAGAACCUCUAUGUGCUGUACGAGGCGGUGAUGGGGCUCAACAGCUUCGGGGAGUCGGUCCUAGACGUGGUGGAGAGGUACGUCUCGAGGAACCGGCGUCUCCUGGAGGACUUCUGUGUGAGGCUGAAGGAGCUCUUCUGCCUGGGUCUGAUCGCUCUGCUGGGCCACUGCGCCCUCACCCGGGAGGACGAGGAGGACGAGAAGAUCCAGGACUGGAGCGGCCGCAUCGACCAGGUGGAGUCCAAGAUGAAGGCCGCCAUCGAGGCGUGCGUGGCGGCCUUCCCCGAGCAGGCCAAGACGGACGCAGAGCGGCUGCUGAAGGAGAAAGACGGGCAGGAGCUCCCGGACGUCGCCCAGGCUCUGCGGGAGUUCCUGGCGGGGAAGUACGACUGGGUGAGCUGGUCCGUGAGGAUCAUCAACCACGCGGGGAGCACCUACCGCAAGUGGAGGGCCGGGGAGCACUUCCACCACGUGGCCGGUCGGAACUGGUUCGAGGUGCUCCAGGUGAACAACGUCAACCUGGUGGUCUCCUACCACGAGGGGGCCGCUCCCCAGAAGGUACCCCGAGACCUGAUCCAGCAGCUGAUGGAGGGCCCGGGCAGGAAGGGGAACGCCCAGGCCGUGGUGGAGGUCCUGGAGAAGCAGCUGGGCGGGUUCGUGGUGCACGCCGUCAGCCGCCACAAGGAGAGCACAGCCGCCUGGAGCUUCCCCGAGGAGUCGCACUACUGGGAGAGGCACAAGAACGUGGCGGUCUGCGUCCACCCGGAGUAGACCGGGGGUUUGGUUUCUUGGGGUUUGGUUGUUUUUGGUGCGUUGUCGUCAUGAUGCACUAUGUGUUUCGUGGAGUUUCUAGGUAAAGCGGAUCUAAUUUUUUUUUUUACUUUUUUUUUGCCGUCCAUCGAGAUCCUAGCUUUUUUAUUGGCGUUGAUGCAAUUUCUCUGUGUUUGCUGCUAAAUGCUAAAAGUGUUUUUAAUGUUCAAAGUCUACAUUACACACUUUUAUGUAUAUAGGCUGUUUUUAUAAAACUCAUAGUUUAUUAACAACUUUAUUUAAUACUAAACUAAAUUAAAAGGACAUAUAAAAUAUAUAUUAUAACGACUAAAAAUAACUAAUACAUGUUUGGUUAACUUUGUUGUUGCAAUGUUUUGUCUCAAAUGCUAAAUAUUGCAAGCUAUCGCGCCAGUAGGCUACCAAAGAGACAGUGUGUGCUAAAGCUACGCCUGCUAGCUGCGCUCCCAUUUGGUCAGAGAGGUGCUGGCCUAGUUAACACUGAAAGGCAACACGGAGGCAAGCCUUUCAAACGUGAACAACAGGGGACUUGGCAGACGGACUCACACAAAGUGCUCCUUGUUUCAAACUCUGGGAAACCAGUUUACCGUUGAACCGUAACCCAGAGUUUGACCACGUCUCCGUUGCUACUAGCGAUGGAGCCGUGCGCAUGAAAUAUUUCAAUCACGUUACCGACAUGACGGGAACCAAAUCACUGUAAUAAAUGUCAGAGUAACGAGU
This is a messenger RNA of Gadus morhua (Atlantic cod), 2198 nucleotides long. RefSeq names its product protein rapunzel. The coding region runs from base 273 to 1460 and encodes 395 amino acids. The transcript is spliced from 3 exons. The record is from RefSeq and is a predicted model, not a curated record. NCBI's taxonomy places the organism in Eukaryota, Metazoa, Chordata, Actinopteri, Gadiformes, Gadidae.